AAACUAAACCUUGAUCACAAAUAUUUAUGUGAGACUUUUAACAGUUUUAGUAAUAUAUACUCAUUUAAAAAAAUUCAAAAUACAACAUAUAAAAAAAUCUAAAUUUUUAUUAUAUGAUUAAUAUAAUUGUGUAAUUUAUUUUAAUAAUAAAUAAUUAAACAAAAUGAUAGAAAGUAUACAGAUUGUUAGCAAAUCUUUAUUAAUUAAAAUCAUUAGUUAUCAUAUAUAUCCUUAUCACAUUAGAUAAUUCCGUAGGUUUUAUUUAAGGAAAAAAAUAUAAUAAUUUUAAUUUGAUAAAUGAAUGGUCCAUAACGAACAUACUAUAUAAUAUAACAUUCUCUAACAAUUUAAUUUUGGACUAACAAAGUUAGAAUUUUAAUUACAUGACAACUCAACAGGGUACUUUUUUAAUUAAUAAUCGGGGUUGCUCUUCCGGAUUGGGGAGCUACCCCUCGGAGCCUUUCAACCAUGAACUGCAUGGCGUUGAGCCUCUUGGAGAACAUCUGCUCAGGUAAGCAACCAUGGGAGACUCCGUCUUUGCUGCUCCCUCGGGUGCUUCCUUGUCGUGUUCCAGCUCAGAUUCGCUGUCUUCUACGUCGUACGUUUGAGAACCCUUAGCCUUUUCCCGUGUUUCUGCGUCUCCUUGCGACGUCGUAGGCGGGAUAGUUGUGCAUGUUCUGGAGUUAGGUGUCUCCAGAGUCGGCAUGGGUCGGAUCCGAGUCCGGAAUCGACGCUUUUUGUUACUUGCCGUAUUGAGGGCUUGGUUCUCGCCUCGGAGGUUUAGAUUCUUCGAUUCGAGCUGGCUGAGCUUUUUGGCGCUCUGCUCCAGUUGCUUGGAGUGUUCGUCGAGCUUCUCCUUCAAGCUCUGGACUUUUGAGGAGAGCUAGGGAUUCUCUGCAACUUCUAUCUGAGCUCUAUUUAGCUCGGUUACUUGGCUUUGUAUACCGUCGAGUUACCUUUGGAGCUCUGCUUUUCUUGGAGUAGCUUCGGGUCGCUCGUUCUGCACAUCCACCGCCAUUAUCACGCAGUUUAGAGUACUCCUCUCCUUCUAGCGCCAAACUGUUAAGGGAUUUUUGUGUAUGAUCUUUGUGCGUACUACGGAACGAUGGACAAGGCUGGUAUUCGUAUAGAUUUAGAGAGAAAUAGACUUGAAGAGAUGUUUUGUUAGAUAGAACAAGCUGGAACUACAAUGUAUUGAGUAAGAACCCUAGUUCUAGCCGCCUAUCCUUAAUCUCUGAGUCUUGAAGCAUCGAUCCCUUGCUCCAGGGUUUAGGCUCCCCUUAUAUAGUUGUUUUUAGGUCGGCCUUAGUCGGUUUGAGUAGGUUAAAGUCUUCUUUAUUCGAAAAUAUGGAAGGUUCUCCUUAUCGGAAGUUUUCCUUUUCCCGGAGGAAGGGGGUGGUCCCUGGGACUGGACCCGGAAUACUUUCUAGCGGGGACCUGGGGUGUCUCCUAGACGGUGUCUUGCCUGGGAUCUGGAGGAAUUCAAUACCUGAGUAUUUGUUUCCCCAACAAUUGUCAAGUAGUUUAGAAUACUCCCCUCCUUCUAGCGCCAAACUGUUAGGGGAUUUUUGUGUAGGAUCUAAGUGAGUACCAUAGAAUGAUGGACAAGCUUUGAUUUCAUAAAGAUUGAAGAGAAAUAGACUUGAAGAGAUGUUUUAUUGAGUAAACAAGCUGGAACUACAAUGUAUUGAGUAUGAACCCUAGUUCUAGCCGUCAAGCUCAAAUCUCUAAGUCUUCAAGUGUCGAUCCCCUGUUCUAGGGUUUGGGCUUCCAUUAUAUAGUUGUCUUAAAGUCAGCUGAAUCGGUUUGAGUAGGUUAAACUCUUUAAUAUUCGGAAAUAUGGAAGGUUCUCCAUAUCGGAAUUUUUCUAUUUCCCGGAGGAAGGGGUGGUCCGUGGGACCGGACCUGGAGUGCUUCCUAGAGGGGAGCCGGGGCGUCUCCUAGCGGGGACCCGGAGGCCGGUGUCCUGCCUGGGGUCUGGAAGAAUGCAAUACCUGAAUAUUUUUCCCCAACAUAUAUAUAUUAAAUUAUUACAUUUAGAAAUGGGCGUCGAUCGACGUUUACACAUCGGUGUCGAUCGACUGUCUCUGUCGAGUCACUGACCUAUUAAAUUCGACACUUCAUCGAACUCACCCUAAAAUCGCAAAAACACUCUGAAACCUCCACCCAUUGAUUUCUAUCAUUUCUGAGCCGAUUUUGGCCGUUCUUGAGCCUACCCCAUUCGAUUUUAACAUCUUUAUCUGUUUAGUUCACUCAAUCAACCGAUCUACAAGGUAUACCGUCGAAAUCAUCAAAAUUUAAGGUUUUCUAGGGUUGACACUUGAGAUGAAUUAGAACUCGGAAUUAUAGCUCUAUUUAACAAUAUUAUGACUGCUAGACCAAUGGGAAACGAGUUUUGUACUGAAUUGUGUGACCAUUGUGUUAUAUGAAAUUGAAUUGUGGUGGUUAGAUUUUUGCAGGGACUGCACCAUCGAUCGACAACACGACAUCUCCGUCGAUCGACGAUUCACUCAGGCUAACGAUCGAUGUCGACAUACGUGUGUCGAUCGACAUCGAUCAUCGUUUCAUCAUCCUUGCUAAUUUCACAACCUCAUGUGUUUUUUGUUUGCAGAUGACCGACAGAGAGAGAAAGACGUUUCGAUCGCCCUAGCAGCUCCAACGCACCACCACCUCCAGAAAUGGUCCACAAUCCUUGGCCGAGGGUAAGGAAGGAGAACCCCUUGAGACUUUUGAGCAUUUUGCUGAUCCUCACGAAGCCGUCAAGAACAUCAAAUGCACCCACUGUGAAAUCUGAGAAGCAUGGGAUGACUAUGAAAGCUUGUUCUACAAUGAGUGGCUGAAGGUCACCAUCGAGCCCACACGCUUCAUCGACUAGGCGACUAUACGGAGACUUGGGCUCGAGACGGACUUAGAGGAGCUGAUCCGCGAGUUGGGUUUGGGAACCAUUGCUACACGCUCUUAUGACUUGUACCUCGAGCUAGUGAGACAAUUCAUGGCUACAAUGCAGGUCUAUUACUCCAACGAGAGGGUGAAGAUGGUGCACGAGGGCACACUGACUUUCUUCAUCCGAGGCAUCAGACACAGGAUUCCUCUCUUCACACUUUGUGACAUCUAUCGGUUCAGUAGCAAGCUCACACGUUGCGUCGUCCCGCCUUUCUUGGACAGUCAAGAGUUCUGGGGACACUUUCCUAACAAAACUUAGACUAAAUAACACUGGGAUCAGUGUUGUUUAAGUCUGGGGGAGGUAGUUACUAACAUUUCAUUCUAUCUUGAGCUUUUAACAUAUAUAUAAAAAAAAGAGUUUUAAAAUUUGGUUUUAUUAAGUCAAGAAAGGGACUAUGAUCUAAUACUAUUUGACUGCUGCUCUAACCACUUUCUAGCACCAUCUAGAUUUACUAACUACAUGAUGUAUUAGAUAGAAACACCGCAGAGUAUCACGUGAUGCUCACAUCCACACUUGCUAAGAAUACCUGAAGAAACCAAAGCUGACAUCUAACCUUAAAUUAUUCUCCUUGCUUGUCUUGGAGCUUGGAAUACAUAGGAUCAAAGUCCACUUGUAAGUCUGGACGAUAUUAAACUUAGUGUCCCUAUUUCUCUCUCCACCUCUCUUUAGCAUCAAUAGUUACAAAAGAUUGAGAUUAUUUCUUGUGGUUUAGAGGGGUAGGAGUGUCUCAUGCGACCCCAUUAUUCUACUCUAAUAGAAUGAUCACACAUUGUUUGGAAGCGAGGGGUAGAUACAUUAUCAAUGACCCCACUAUUUGCCUACAACUUUGCCAUCAAAAAAAAAAAUUGAUUCAAAAAAGAGAGAAGAGAGAGGGAGAAUUAGAAAGGUUUACCUAUAAAUCCAGAUACUUGUUUGAGUUGAUUUUAUGUGUUCAGUGAUUGAUAUGCAGAAAUGAGGUCAGUAGAGGGGUAUGUCAAGAGCUAUUAGUUGAGUUGUGUGAUUAUAUGGUAUAGUGACUAAGCUAGUGUGCAGUACAUUGAAAGCAUCUAAGGUUAAUAAUGACUCACUUCCAUCUAUCAUAAAUUUCAGAAGUGAGAGUAGUUAUUCUAAGUCAUGUGAGUCCCUGCUGUUUUCAAACAAUUCUCACACAAUAGUUCUAUAUAUUACUUGAGGACAAGAAAAAAGAUAACUCUGGGGAUGUUGAUAUAUCAUGGAUUUUACCCACUUUUUGACCAUGUUUAUAUAUGUUUUUAGAGUCUUCUAUAUGCAUUCGGAGUCUUUUCAGAGCUUUUAUAAGUUUAGGGACUCAUUUGAGGAAAAUGAUGUUUUGGAGUAUUUUGGAACCUUUUUGAAGAGUUAUGCUGAAAUCACUAAGGCAGAUCGAUUAUUGAGAAUAAACAUCGAUCGACAGAUCACUUCUAACAUCGGUCGACGGAUCACCAUCGAUGUCGAUCGACGGCAAACCAUCCGCGAGAAUCAGCAUUUAAGGAAAUCACAAGUUUUACCCAAAACUCCAAGUUAUUGCACCAUAAGUCAUUGGCCGCAUGUUAGGCUAUUUAUUAGGGUUUUGUAUCAUUUUGGAGGUAGACCUUCUUAAGACUUCUACCACCAUUGUCACACACUUGAAGAUGAGGCACACUUGAUAACUUGGAGAGCUUAGGAUAUGCGAGAGAUAUAUGAACUUCAUAACAGAGAAGAUCUUGAACUCUUAUAUUUCUUUGCUUUGUCUUGUUAUUUUUCACAUUCAUUACAUUUAAGUAUUAUUCAGAACAUCCUGACUAUGUAUCUUAUGAAUAUGUCUGAGUAGUCCUACUGUUAGAUUAGGGUUCUUCAAAGGGUGAUCUAUGAAUUGCUAAUAUGAACUGAUUGUUAGGAUGUUUAAAAUAGUUCUUCAUCUAGUUACUCUUAAUGCUAAGUCUAGGAUUGAUCACCCUAAACUUAGAUCUUAGGUUUAACUGGUGCCAGCGGAAGCUCGGUUGAUUGCCUGAAACUAAACUAGAAUGAUCUAAUUAACUAGAUACACACGAAAGUUGGUCUAGGAGAUUAGAGAACUUAUCAGACCUGUUUGCAAAGCGUGCUAGAAAGAACAUCGAUCGACAACUUAAUAGUUGCAUCGAUCGACAAGCUGUAAGGUGUAUCGAUCGACAUUCAUAUAGAAUCAUCGAUCGACACUUUCUCAAGAUCAAUAAGCGACAACUUAGAUCUUAGAUCUAGACAUUAAAUAAUAAAAACAAACGAAUGUUGAUAGAUUAUACUGAAGCUUGAGUUCAAGAACAUAUAAUUUAUAAUUCCUAAAUAAAUUAAUUAAGUUUGCAUAGUUGUCACACCUGAGAAUUAUCCCAAAUCUAGCUCUUCCACAUACAGUUUACAACCAAAAACCAUUCAAUCGAACAACUACUUUGUUCAACUGAUUUACUGCUUUAAUAAUAAUUGUCUAGCUUUAUUUCGAAAACUACAAAUCUAUUGUAUAAUCUUCCUCUGUGGAUUCAAUUCCUAAGUAUUACAACUGAACCUCUAACUUGAGAGAGUACAAAUCACUCCUUAGGGUAAUUUGAGUGAUAUUAGGUGGAGACACGGUCGGCCAACUCGCGCUUUUUUCAGUUUCCCGCUGGUAAGCCUUGAUGGACGAUACCGUGAAAUGGCAGUACUACGACCCACCGAUGAUCAUGCUCACUCUCUGAAGAUUAUUGUCGUUUAUUUUAUCGUCAUGACUUCUUCCGCGCUUUUUGCCUGACUGAUUCCCUUGAGAAGAAUUCUCUGAGGUUUUAUCAUUUUUUGGCGGGUGAUUGGAAUCGCGGAUGAGAUCCUUGAUACCGGCGACUUCGGAGAUUUCUUCUGCGAGUAAUUUCGCGGCAAGCCUCGCGCCAAGGGCUUUGCAGUUCACGGUCUAGUGACCUCGCGUCUGGUGGAAAUCGCAGAAGACGGAGUCAUCGUAACCUGAAUUUUGAGUCCACAUAUUUCUCGACAUCCUUCAUUGUUCGGAUUUUAUGGCAUAGUUAUGUGCCCCUAGAGUUAUUCCCUCUCGUGAUGGAUAUACUUGUCGUUACGAGAGUUCUUCUUUUUAGACUUUUGGUCUUAUGCUGCAUCUUUCGAGGAUGUUUUUGUCGACUUAUGUUUUUACGAUAAAACUUUCAUCUCUUAUUCGAUGGUGAUGUAACUCGUAGCCCUAAGGAGAGCAUCUUGGAUUAACUGCGGCUUGCCGAAAGUUAUCCACAUUCUGAACUUCAACUUUUACCAGAGCGUCUUUCUGAACGCGUCUAUUGCCACUUUGUCGCUUAUCCCGCUAACUCUCGCCAUGACGAGCGUGAAUCUAUUCAAAAAGUCACAGAGAGGUUCGUCUUCUUUCUGGGCCAGGCUCCAGAGAUCGACUUCGAAAGUUUCUCUAUCUAUGAACAUAGAGUAUUGUUUGAGAAAUUAUGAAGCGAGUUGGCGGAAACUUCUGAUCGAGCGUUUGCGGCUAAGAGUUAGAUAGAUCUGUACCUCCCAUCAUUCUAGCGCCGAACUGUGGGAACCAAAAUUCACACCGUCAUUUUCCGUAAAAUUAGGAAAGUUAUGAAACUCUAAAUAUCCCAGAGGUCCCAUAUUUCUGCUAAGCCAAACCUCAAGCAAUCAUAUAACGUAAACAGACGAAAACAAUAACUUGAAUAAAACGAAAAGGGAGCUAAGAAGGUCUUAUUCGAAUCUGCGUAUGAGCGUUUACAACGGGUAAAGCCUUGGCCUUAAGAGCUGUCGGCGAGUUUAUCUUCUCGCGAAAAUAAUUAAUUUUCUCUUGAUCUUUAUGAUUAUCCCUUGAAACUUGACAUUUAUCUUCAAACUUGACAUUUAUCUCUUCUCGCGAAUAUUCAAUAAACUGUCAUAGUGACUUCGGGCCUGAUUCUCGUAAAACCCCGUAAGUGGGCUCUUCCCGCGCUUUAGACCCUUUGGGCCGUUUUUCGACUAAAACGUUUUUACGAUUUUUUUCAGAAGAAUUACCUUUCGUGACGUCGGUUUUACGAAUAUAGCCGAAAUUAAUCGUAUAGCCGAGAUAACCAUGUUGUUAAGUUAACCAUUACGUUUUAUACGAUUGAUCCAAACUUAUACGAGAAAAUAAGUCUUUGUCGUUUCUAUCGUAAAGUUUCAACGUUAACUCUGAUCAAGACGAAACAAGAGACAGUUUGACCAAGACCCAAAAGGGGGAGGGGAGCUCCGGAGACGAGGGUGCAUGGUGCUCGACUGAUCCAACUCACCUAAUGGUGAACUGGACGAGGCUGAUCCAACUCGCCAUGGGGAGAGUUGGAAGUGGUUCAUCCAACUCGCCUAAUGGAGAGUUGGAUUGGUCGAUCCAACUCGCCAUUGGGAGAGUUGGACUUGGCUUAUGAAACUUGCCCGAUGGCGGGUCGGACGAUGUUGGUUCAGUUUUUUCGAUGCUUCGUAAUCGUCUGUUCGAGAGGUUGAAUGAUCCUUUGCUAGGAGCUUGUCGCGUAAUAGUCUAAAAAUAUGAAGUUUCAGUUUUUUCGUAUUCUUAAUCUUUAUUUAGAAAGAUUUCUUGGGAACUUUCAGUUGAUAUUUUCAUUACCGAUUUUGACCCCAACAGUCUCGAAGAUGGAAGAAGCGCCUUUUAGAUAAACAGAAGGUUAGUAGUGAUGCAAUUGUUGGAUCAUUCAUCUUUUUGUUUGUUUGAUGAUUUAAUAUCCGUAUUUUUCUGUUGUAGGGUUUAGUUUGGCUGUUCACACUAUUCUUCCACAAGCUGAACAUAGACAGUGUGCUCGAAACAUAAUGGAGAAAUGGAAAAGAGAUACUCAUGAUCAUGAACCACAACUCCUGGUUUGGAAGAUAGCUCGCAGCUACACAAUAGGAGAGUUUACCGACAAUUCAGAAGCACUAAACAGGUUCAAUCAUCAUGCUUAUAAUUCUUUACAAAACACUGAUCCCAAAUCAUCGUCUAUAGCAUUUUUUAGGAUUGGAACAUGCUGCCAUAACAAUCUCAAUAAUCUCAAUGAGUCUUUUAAUAAGACAAUUCAGAAAGAAAGGAAAAAUCUCUUCUAGAUUUGCUAGAGGAUAUUAGGAAACAAUGUAUGGUACGUAAUGCAAAGAAGUCCAUUAUUGCAGAAAGAUUGAAGAUAAGGUUCACAAAAAGAGCACAUGCCGAGAUAGAAAGGGUGAUAAAACUAUCAUAACAUUGCGUCCGUUACAUGGACAGAAAUAAUUUGCAUGAGAUAGAGAUCAAUGGUGUUAACUAUGUGGUUUAUGAAUGGGAAGACUUGUUGUUGCAUAAAAUUGCAGAUGGUUGGAAUCCCUUGUGUUCAUGCCGCAAGUGUUCAUGCCGCAAGCUUAUGUGAAUGAGUAUUACAUAACAAAGAUGUGGCGAGAAACAUAUAAGGAUGGUAAUAAGCAUGUACAAGAGAUGAUGGGGUGGCCUAGAUUGAAUACGCUAGCUGUUUUGCCACCACCAUGGAGAAGAGGCAAUCCGGAAAGACCAAGUAAUUAUGCUAGAAGGAAAAGAAGGAAUGAAUCUGGAUCAAGUAAGAGCACAUUGACACGCCAUAUAAGAAUUCUGACAGGCUAAGUGUGGGGAAGAUGGACACAAUAAACAAGGCUGUAAAAAUUUGUGUGGGGAGUCAACCUAAAAGGCCAAGAGAACGACCAAAAAAACAGGUUUGUAUGUUGUUGAGAUUUUCAUUUGAAUUUGAUAAAUUUUAUUUUUGUUUGUCUCAUACAUUUUCUUUUAUUUUUGAAUUAGGGAGAAGUUUCACAAGCACAAGGCUAAUCACAAGGACAAGAUUUUCCACUAGAAAUUGAGUGUUGAAAUUGAUUUGUAUUCUAUUGUGUAAUGACUGUGUAAUGAUUUGUUGGGUUAUCACUCUUUCUGAACUCGUUUUGGAUCAUGUAAUGGUUAGGUAGUAUGCUUUGUUAUGGUUUUUUGUUAUCACUGGUUCACGUUUAAUAUCAAUCAAGUUAUUGCUAAAAUAUACCAUAAAGAAAGACAAAACUAAUGAAAUAGAAAAGAAUUAUUUCAUUAACUUAACACUGAUUAAUUAAGUAACGUCUAAUUAAUAGUUUUUAAAAGAGAAAUGGAGAAACGACAUACAAGAGAUCUGCAGCAUGGCGCAAGGAGUACCGUCAAGCAUGGAUCCGCUAGGGCGGCUCAGGUGAUACAGUCAGACGUGAAUCUUCAUAAGGCAGGUAGAAUUGUCGGCUGUAGAAUCGUCUUGUAAUAUUUCUCAGAAUUUGUAAUAGCAUAAUAUAUUCAGCGUUAAAAAAAUUAAUAUUUUUUAAAGUCCAGUUAACUAAUCUGACGAUAUGCCUAAUUUGGUAGUCAACGAAAGUUUGUGAUUUAAAAGAAAAGUCGAUAAAAACUUUGAUGUUUUAAUUUGUUAUAGAAGAAUUCAUUAAUUUAAUAGCCAUAAUUUGAAAUUUUGCGAUUUUAAUGAACAUUUUCCCAAAGAAAAAUGCCUAUAAAGAAUUAUUUAAGUUUGAUAUAAAUAUUGUUAUUUUACUUAUAGUUUCAACCACAUCAUCAGCAGUAAGCACCAUAAUCAUCUAUACUAUACUAAAAGGAGAAUAAGAUGAGUGGUGAGAGUGUCCACGUCCUCACUUUAAAUCAGCCAAUGGGAUUGGUUCUUUUCUCCACGUGUUACUCUCCAAUUUCUUCAUCUCACGUUUACAAAACUCUCGCUCUCUAGAUUAUUAACAAUUUGCAAAAGGCCUUUAACUAGCCCAAAACAUUUCCCGAAAAUCUGUACAGCCACGUCCUUCCAUCUUCUUCUACUCGCGAAACCCCAAAUUUCCUGCCGCUCCGGAUUUCUGGUGUAACUUUCUGCCUGAAUAAUUAAGCUUCAUCAAAUCUAUGUUAAUGGCUUCUGCAAUCAAAACCUACUUGCCGAUAGAAUUUCCAUGCCUUCGCCCUAUAUAUAUAUCACUCUGUUACAGUCUACAAAAAAAUCCUUCACUUCCAUGACCAACAAAUCAGCAAUAUCAUCCUCCACAUUCACUACGCUAUGUUCUUCAGUUAUGUUCUUCUCGGCUUGGUAGAGGCAAAGCUUCUAUUUAGGAUCAUCCAUUUUUGGGAUCCCAGAGCACAGCGAGAGGAUACAUGCUUAUUGGUCUGGAUAUAAGGAGAGGAGGCGGAUUCAAAAUGCAUGUUCUUUCGACUACUGCAAAGAGAUUUCGUUUAUUUAUAGGAACUUCUAGCCGAAACAUGGAAGACCUUGAAAGUAUAUCGAAGGCUUGGUUCGAUUUUUGGAAAGAACGCUGAGGUGGAAACAUCUAGCUCCCAUUUCACAAACAACACCCGCAAUGAUACGACGGUUGACGCUUUCGACAGUUUUGUCUGCAAAAAUGGAGCCGGAAACCAUAUUCUGGGAGCUGUCUUUGUUGAUCUCGAGACCAUUGUCAUCUAUGAAAUCUACCGGGACUUACUAGCAGCUUUUCAAUCAUGAGUAACUUAUCUCUGGGAACAACUUCGCCAAUGUUGGAAAGGAGAUUGUGGACCUUUGUCUUAACAGUGUCAGAGAUCUUGCCGACAACUAUACAUGCUUGCAAGGGGUUAUUGGUCUUUAAUGCUGGUGGUGGAGUAACUGGUUCUGGUUUGGGAUAUCUGUUGUUAGAACCUUUGUCUGUAGAUUAAGGAAAUAAGUCGAAACUUGGAUCCACCAUAUAUCCUUCUCCUCAGGUUUGUACUGCUGUUAUAGGUACCUUACAACGGUGUUCUCUUGCUGCCUUCGCUACUUUAAAAAUCUCUCAUAUUUCCUAAAUUUUGCAAGCUCGGUGUUGCGGUUGUAGUGCAUUGAAGUUUGAGCUAAUGAUCUCCCUCAAAUGUCGGCAAAGAUUUUGACAGGGAUUCAUGUGGGCGAGAAAGUCUUAUUCCUAAGGAUUCAGUUAUUCGCAAAUGACAAUAUGCAUCCGUUCAUAUUCCAAAAGAGGCAAUACCACCAAUAAGAGUAUGUUAUGCACAGGUUGCCCUCAAUCUCCCAAGACCAGUUUGUAGGCAUGGUCAGUUGUUUGUGGCUCUCUCACGACUCACAAAGCCUGUGAGAAUAAAAAUACUUGAUAAUACGGAAGCUACAAGUAAGAUUUCACUUUCUAACAAUAUAACUUAAUAUAUCAGCCUGGCUUUUUAACAUACAUUGCAGGAAACAGCUUGGAUAGGAGUCCAGUUUCAUAACAACGACGAGCAAAACUACUCAUUGGGAAGACACCGAAACAGUCAAACACAUUGUUAGGAAUAGCUAUGUCUGAGACGCUUUGAAAUGUUAUAGAGAACUUGCAUAUUUUAGUUUAUUUACGAUAACGAAACAGAGCCACAAGUACGUGGUGAUGCAUUUUUUAUUAAGGAUAAGAAGGAUUAAAAUAUUAGACAGCUUAAUGAAUGGACUCAUAUCCUUAAAAACAUAGAAUAUAUGCAUGAAAUUCUACUAAAUAUUUAUCCGAAAAAUUUCCUUAAAAUCGUCAAGUAACAAACAGUUAUGGUGCAGUUACGAACAAUUGUCUCUCCAUUUUCUUAUAUCAACACUCAUCAUAGUAAUUGUCAACACCCCCAUACUAUUAGAUAUCAAUAGACAAACUCCAUAAGCUAACACAUUCUGAGAAAGUAGAGCAAGCAAGGCUUAAUCAUCGAUAAGCUAGCUCAAAUAUAUUAUAUGAUCUUCUUCCAAAAACUUCUCUGCUUUAUUCUGACAAAAACCAUAUAACCCACGCUCCAAUAACACAACUAAAAUAAACCAAGUUUCUAAAGUCACCCUUCACAAAAAAUAAGCUCAAAUAACAAUAUUGCAAGUUUUCAUUAACAGUAAGAUCAACAAGUCUUUAAGUUACAAAUACAUAUUCCUUAGCAGUACAAGCCAAAUGGUAAGCCCAAGCCAAAGUUCACAAACAACUUAAUGUCUUCCUACAAUGUGUAAAAUAAGUACCCACUUAUACUAACUCACAGUUAUUAUCCACUAAAUGUAAACAAAAUGAUGUUAAAAAUGUAAACAAAUAAACAGCCAUUGAAACAUUCAUAGCUAUUAUUAACAUUAAGAGCUCAAAUAAUCGUUCGUACAGACACUACUGUAUUAAUUUGAUAUGAUAGGGUAGUGUAUGAAACUCAAGUAAAAUUCUACUAGAAAUGUAAUACUUUACUAAUUUAUAACAUUAUCUAUAAAAAUAUUUUCAAGCAACAUGCGUGAAAUUUCCAAUAAAUAAGUUUUUAUAAAAAAAUUCAACAAUCGCUAAAAUAAUUUACAAAACAUAGUUAGAAAAUCACUAAAAAUUAAAGAAAAUAUCAUUAUGAAUUGAAAAUCAAAUAUAAAAUUGUUACAUAAUAUAAGCUAAUUAUUAUUUUGUGAUAUUUUUUGAAAUCAAUUGUAAAUUAUUUUAAAAUGUUUUUUUUAUAAUUUUAACACAUUACAUUUUAUUUAGUUGAUUUAGCUUGGAGGUGGAUGUGGUAAUUUAUUAUCGUGAAAAAAUUAGUUAUUGUAAUAAUAUUAAAAUCUGAUACCCGUAUAAAAAUAUACUAAUUAUUCUUACUUUAAAUUUUCUUCAAAUAUAUCAAAUUGAAAUAUAAAUCAAAUAGAAAAAUAUAAAUCAUUAAAUGUUCAUUAACUUUAAUUUAUUAAUUUUGUUUUCUCAGAAAAAAAUGUUAUUGAUCUUUAUAAUUAAAACCAAAAAAUUUUAAUAAAAGUUAUGAUAUGAUCUUAGAAUAAAAAGAAAUAAAAAUAGAUUGUAUUUAUUAUUUUAAUAUAAAGUAAAUAUUCAAAUAUUUUAUAAAAUUAAAAUAUAUUCUAAUAUGAAAUAGUUUAGUGUAAUUCACCCGCCCGUAGGGCGGACCAACCUCUAGUACUAAUAAAAGAGACUAUUUGAGGCUCUAUGGAAUGUUCAUCUCAACAUAAAAUCCUUCUUCCAAAAGAUGCCACACGACAUUAAUACAUUAUAAAAACAAAGUAAAUAUACAAUAAAAGAAACAAAAAUAUUACAUUAAACAUCUAUUGUAAUAUUACUAUUUGAUAUAAAAGGAAGAAAAUUAAAAUAAGUAAAUACACAAUAUAAGAAAUGGAAAUACUACAUUAAACAUCUAUUUAAAAAUGUAUAGUUUUACAUUUUUAUAUUAAAUUAUAAGAAAACAUAAAAAGAUGUAAAUAUACAAUAGAAGAAAAAUAAAUAUUACAUUAAACAUCUAUCAUAAUAUUACCAUUUGAUGAAAGGCAAAAUAAUUAAAAUAAAUAAAUAUAUAAUAUAAGAAAAAUAAAUAAUAAUUAAAUGUACAAUAUAAGAAAUGGAAUAUUACAUUAAACAUCUAUCUGAAAAAUUUAUAGUUAUACAUUUUUAUCAUUUCCAUUAUUAUAUUACAGCAAAAAAUAAAGAAUAAGUAAAUAUACAAUAGAAGAAACAUAAAUAUUACAUUAAACAUCUAUCGUAAUAUUACCAUUUGAUAUAAAAACAAAAAAAAUAAAAUAAGUAAAUAUAUAAUUAAGGAAAAAACAAAUAAUAAGUAUAUACACAAUAUAAGAAAUAAAAAUACUACAUUAAACAUCUAUCUUAAAAAAGUGUACACAUAUUGGUAAAAGAAUCUGACUCCCAAGAAUCAUUUUAUCUCCAAUAGUCUCAAACCACCCAUUCAUUCUUAAGAGAAGACAAUUUCCAAUAAAAGUAUGUUAUGCAAUGACCAUAAACAAAAAAAAAAAAAAAAUUUACCUACCCAUCAUUCAAUCUUGCGGUUAUUGCGUUUGCAAGUGCAAAGGAAUAUUACCAUGCACAUAAUUGUUUUCAGUUCUUUCAGCUCAUCACAUAAAUGAGCAAUAAUCAUUCUUCCCUAAGAACAAAAAGAAAAAAAAAAAUAUAACGAGUUACAAUUUUUCGAAAUGAAAUACAACUAAGAAACCAAGUCCAGUCCAAAAUCGCAAUCCGAACGCAAACAAUAGUAGGACACAACCAAAUCUAUCAUAAACAACUGCAACACAAGGAUUCAGGGACACAACCAAAUGUAUCAUAAACAACACACCAGCCAUAAACACAGAGCAUGAUUUCAAAAGCAACCAGCUGUGUCAUUGCCAAAACAGAUGAAAAGGAGCCCACUGCCACAAACCAGAAUUAAAAAAGUUACAAAAAACAUGAUGCUAACAAAGAGCAAAGGUGAUAACCGCAAAAGAUGUCAUAGAUGGAGCAGACAGAGAAAUUUACCAUUAGAACCACACUUUUUAUUUACCUAAAAAUAUUAUAAUAAAAUUUUAAUUUAAACAAAGUUAUAAUUGUGUAAAAAUCUUAUAAAAAUUAAAACUAAAUACGGUUGAUUUUCAACUGUCAUAAAUAAAACGUACUUGUUGUAAAAUAAAAAUAGAAUUUUUUGAAAAUAUUCAUUUUUAGAAGUAAGAAUAGAAGAAUACAUUGGAGAGAAACACAUCUCUAUUUUAGAAUUAUUCUAUUUUCUGAUCCAGGUUUUGACCCAUCAUGACGCAUUUCAAUGAUGUGGGAAGACUAUAAGAGUUUUUAAAUGAACUAUUUUAUAAAUUCCUUAACUAAUAAUUAAAUCUAGAAUUCAAAUUACAUAAAAUAGUUUUUAAACUAACAUAUAAAAUCUAAAAGACCUUAAAUAGGUAUUUUGACCCAAAUAUCACACAAAAAUAGAUUUCAUUAAAGAGGUAAAAGACAUUUUUAACCUUGCUUUAUAAAUGUAAAUAAAUAUUUGAAUAAACAAUUUUCUUUAUUUUUAAAAAUACCUUUUUUUAAUUCCAACUGUUUUUUUUAUUUUUACUUUUUAUUGUUUAAAUCUGAAAAUUCAUUUUGAAACUAUUUUAAUUUUUUAAAAAAGUUCCUAAACCGUAAUCUCUUGUGAAACUCCAUCCUUCAAAUAUAAACACUAAAUAUAAAUUAAUUAAUUUUAAAUAAUAAGUAUCUUUUUGCCUCUUUAAUUAAACUCUUUGAUCAUUUUGACUUUGUACGAUAUAUUUAUGGACAAUUCUCUCAAAUAGUCACUUUUGAAUUUUUAUCGCAAAAAUAGUCUUCAAAAAAUAAAAUGACCAAAAUAGCUUUUUUAUUUUGAAAAUUUUAAUUUUAAUUUUUUUUAAAUUUGAAACCCUAUCUCCAAAACUCCACCCCUUAAUUAUAAGUCAUUUAAUAAAAUAUUUUUUGGUCAUUUUUCUCAUUGGAAUCUCUUUUGUGAAAAUAAACUAAAAAUAGCUACUAAGGGAAUUUCUCUUCUACUUAUGUUUAAAUAUUUUGGUCCAAAAAUGAAAAAGUCUUAACAAUUAGAAUUGCGAAGAGAAAAAAUUAAACAGAUAUAUAUAUAUAUGUAUUAAUAUAAAGAAUAGAAAAAGAAACGAAAAAUUGGCGCUUGGGGAUUGGCCGUUGUUUCUGUUAAGGGGGAGAAGAGGAAAGGGGUCUCUGGUCUGUCUUCUUCUAGAUACAACUGUACGUUGACCUUGCGUGCAUCUUAACACGACGAAGAUGGAAACGCAUGUUCCGUGCACUCUCGAGGAAGAAAGACGUAUUGUGACGGAGCUGAUUAGCGAAGCCGGAGAUAAUCUGAAAGAGGGCAACUUGUAUUUCGUCAUCUCUAACAGGUGGUAUACAAGCUGGCAGAGAUCUAGUAGAGAGCCUACUAGGCCCGGUCCGAUUGACAAUCAUGAUAUUAUCGAUACCCAAAGUGACGCUAGUGAUCCGCAGCUUUGUAGGAGGCUUGAGGAAGGCGUCGACUACGUUCUUGUUCCUCAACAAGUUUGGAAAAAACUCGUGGAAUGGUAUAAAGGAGGUCCUACUAUACAGCGAAAGUUAAUCUGUCAAAGGUUUCAGAGCUACAGUGUGGAGGUUUAUCCACUCUGCCUUAAGCUGACAGACAGUAGAGACAAGAGCAGUGCAACCAUAAGGUUGAGCAAACAGGCUUCUGUAGGUCUACUAUAUGAGUUGGUUUGUUCUGCAAGAGGUGUCUCAAAAGAAAAGGCUCGCAUCUGGGAUUACUUCGAGAAGAAGAAAAGCGUACUCUUGGAUCCUUCAUCUGAAAGAACCUUGGAGGAAUCGUGCCUUCAAGUAGACCAUGAUAUUCUUCUUGAAGUUGAUGAGAAUGCGUCUUCUAAGUAUGACAUGAGCUCGGCGGGCAAUGAGUUAGCUCUUGUACCUGUAGGGCCUACGAGAUCAGAUGCUACCAAUACUACGCCUGGUGCUAAUGGUCACUCCUCGAGUGGUUUUGGGGAAAGAGAAAAGAGAGGCUUAAGAGGAUUGCAUAAUUUGGGAAACACGUGUUUUAUGAAUAGCACUCUUCAGUGUUUAGCUCAUACGCCUCCUUUCGUUGACUAUUUCUUGAAAGAUUACAGCGAUGACAUAAAUGAAGAUAAUCCUUUGGGAAUGCGAGGUGAGCUUGCGACUGCGGUUGGUGAGCUUCUGAGGAAGCUGUGGUCUUCUGGAAAAAAUGCAGUUGCGCCACGCUUUUUUAAGACAAAACUUGAUAGAUUUGCACCUCAAUUUAGUGGUUAUAAUCAGCAUGAUUGUCAAGAAGUCCUUUCUUUCCUAUUGGAUGGGCUUCAUGAAGACUUGAACAAGGUUAAACAAAAAACUUACACUGAAUCUAAAGAUUCAGAUGGUCGUCCAGAUGAUGAAGUAGCCGAAGAAAUGUGGAAAUAUCACAAGGCUCGUAAUGACUCCGUGAUUGUUGAUGUCUGCCAAGGACAAUACAAGUCAACACUUGUCUGCCCAGAUUGUGGAAAAUUCUCAAUCACCUUUGAUCCCUUCAUGUACUUAACUUUGCCGUUGCCAACAAGUCUCACUCGGUCAAUGACUGUUUCAGUGUUUUACGGCGACGGUAACCGUUUUCGGACGCCAUACACAGUAACAGUUCCUAAAGAUGGUUCAUUGGGAGAUCUAAGUAAUGCAAUAGGCGCCGCUUGCGGCUUGAAAGACGAUGAAAGCCUUUUACUCGCAGAUGUGUAUGCUCACAAGGUCUAUAAAUAUCUUGAGACUCCACUGCUGUCUCUGAGUGAGAUAAGAGACAACGACCGUAUUGUCGCAUAUAGGUUCAACCAGAUGCACAGAGGACCAGGAAAAGCCAAACUAGAGAUUCUUCACUCGGAGCAGAAACAAGACGCAGAGAUUUCUGGAAAGUUAUUUGGAAUUCCCCUUGUUACUUAUGUCAACUCAGAACGACAUAGUGGAAGUGACAUUGAUGCAAUUAUUUCUGGAUUGCUAUCACCGCUACACCGGACUCAUUCAUCAUCUGGAAGCUUAGAGGAUACUACAGUUGGUGAAAAAGAGUUUUCUUUCAGCGUCUUCUGGUUAGAUCGUUAUUCUUCCAGUCUCAAGCCACUUGAGUCCGAUUUUGUUCCGAAUCCUCUUAGUGCUACAAGGCUCGUAGUCAAGUGGGACGAGAAAGAGCAUGAAAAAUAUGAUUCAAGCAGCUACUUGAAUGAUCUACCUGAGGUUUAUAAAGCAACUUCCUCGGUGGCGGAAAAGGUUUCUUUGUUUUCAUGCUUGGAAGCCUUUCUAGCAGAAGAGCCUCUCGGACCAGAUGAUAUGUGGUGUUGUCCUGCUUGCAAAGAACACAGGCAAGCGAACAAGAAGCUGAACUUGUGGAAGUUGCCAGAGAUUCUUGUGUUCCACCUAAAACGGUUCGCCUAUACCAGAUUUUUAAAGAGUAAGAUUGAUACGUUCGUGGAUUUUCCGAUUCAUGACUUAGAUUUAAGCAAGUACGUGAAGAAUAAAGAGGGUGAGUCGUAUCUUUACGAACUGUAUGCGAUUAGCAAUCAUUACGGUGGUAUGGGAGGUGGUCACUACACUGCUUAUGCUAAGUUGAUGGACGAGAACAAGUGGUACGAGUUUGAUGACAGCCGUGUUUCACCUAUAGAUGAGCCUAAGAUCAAGAGUCCGGCCGCAUAUGUUUUGUUCUAUCGAAGAGUGAGAAGUGAGUCAGAGGCAUCGAGUAUGGAUGAGGAUUAGUUCGGAAAAUACCCUUUGCGUUCUUCAGGACUCAUGGCAAAGUUUGCUGAUUUGCUCAAGGUUCAUUCAUUGAUUCUAAAGAUUGUUUGAUUAGGGCUUUUACCUUGGUCCCAGCGAGGGAAAUUUUUGGGGGAAACAGAUUAUAGAGUAUCUAGGUGGGCGGGAGAAAAAUUGGCAUAUUGUUGUUCUUCUUACAUUUGCAAAGUGACGGUGGUUAACUAAUUACGUACAAGUUAAUGCUGCAACAGAUUAUUUGGUCUUAGCGGCAUGUUUACUGAUUUGAGACAGGAGAAAAACCUUUCAAGGAAGACAAUCAUUUUGAAAACAAAAAUUUUGGUCCAGUAUCGAAUAACUCUAAGUUGAUUAUUCUCUAGCACACAUUUUGAGUUUCUUUUACAUUCAUAAACACUUUUUAUAUAUGACAUUUUUUUGUGGCUUCGACUGGUUUUUUGGAUAACUAUACCGUUAAAAGGAAAGAGAAUGUUGGCUUUUUUAUUAUUUUUCUUAUUCUUCUUUAUGUUUUACUUACUUUUGUAUUAAAAUCUAAAAUAUAUUAAACAAAAAUAAUUGUCAUAAUAAACUAUAUAUAAAAUUCUCUAUCUUUUAAUAUCCAUUUUCGUAUAUAUAUGUUAAAUUGUAAACAAAAUUAAUUGUGAACGUGGACACCAAAGUAUGGAUAGUAGAGUAAUACACUAGUUAUGGACAUGGACGCCUUAACACAAAGGUCGUUGGCUGAUACCUUUAAAACCUUGUUCUUCGCUAAAGUCUCCAGGAAAGAAAAAACCCACAUAACCAAGUUUCUACCGUUACUCCCACCAUCACCGGCACCACUGACACCUUCACCACAAUCGAGUUUCGGUUCUAACUCGUUAUAGGUCUCAUCUUUCGAUCCGAUGUACACCGAUCUGCUGGAGACUUCUCUCGUAACCACAUCCAAUCCAACGCAACUAGCUCUCAAUCUCUGAUAAGACAGCUCGAUCAUAGCUGUCUUAUCAAAGAUCUGAUGUUAUAUACAUAUUAUUUUUACUUAUUAUUAUUUGUUUAACAUUUUUCAUAUUAUGAAAUAAAUUAAGAAAUAUAUAUUGAAUAAUUUAUAAAUUAUAAAAAUUUUACAUGUAAAAUUAAAUUGAGACAUAUACAUUAAUUAAAGAAAUCACUUUUGUUUAUUUACAAUCAUUUUGUGGUAAAUACAUUAAAACAAUUAUUUUAUUCUAUUUGUAUUGUAUGUAAUUAAAUUUAAAUAAUAUUUACGUAGAUAUAUAAUAUAUUUUCAAUAGGAGUAUCUACUAAAUGAAAUUUCCUAAUCAUAUGAUUUUAUGAUUAUUUGUAUCUUUAACAAAAAUGUUAAACCAUUAAUAACAAAACUUUUAGUGUGGGACUUUUAAAAUUUUAAUAAUUUAAUCCUUCUUGAAAAUUCAAUUCAAAUUUUGAAAUUAAAAUAUUAAGUUCCCAAUUUCAAAAAUUUGAAACUAUUGAUCACAAAAUUUUCAUUGUGAGACUUUUAACAGUUUUUGUAAUUUAUAGUUGUUUUAAAAAAUUCAAAAAUAUAACAUAUACGAAAAUAAUCUAAAUUAUGGAUAUGUAAAUUGAGGAUAUUUAAAUUGUUAUCAAAUAUUUAUUAUGAAAAUAAUUAAUUGUCAAGUAUAUAUUCUAUUCACUUUUGGUAAUUCCGUAGCUUUAAUUUAAGGAAAGAAUGAAACAUAUUAAUUGUAGAUUGUUAAUUAAUUUAUGGUUAGUUUAACAAAAAGUAUCUAAUAUAUGUUAAGUGAACCAACAUAUGUUUCUAUAAACUUUAAGAACCAACAUAUGUUUCUAUAUAGGGGAUUCAUUUAGAACAAUCAUAAUCAUUUAGUACGUUUAGAAUAUAAUUGUUUUUAUUUUCAUUUACUCUUUCACAUUAAAUAAGGAAUAGCAUGUUUAAAAAUAUAGUUUAAAUAAUAUUUUUACAUUUUAAAAAGAAAAAGAAAAAACUUUGCAACUGAUAUCCUAUCCUGCAAAACCUUAUUCACUCAAACCUGAUUUUAGGCAACUCUCCUUAGCUGUCAAUUUGUAUGCUGCUCUGAAUCUCUUUGUUCACCAGUGAGACUAAUCUCCACUUCAACCCUUGUUCCUCCUCUCUUUACCAAGUUUCACCACUCCUCCUUCCCUUUUCCUUCUCAUCGGUUUAUUUGUCAUCUAUCUCUUUCGGUUUUUUCAUCUUUGAAAAUCAGAGUUAAUCAAUGGUGAAAAAUCACUUUUCGUUGCCGGUGAUGACCAGUAUCCCAUUUCCCUUCUCCUGUUUUUCUUCUUCCACUGCCAUUCUUCCUUAUCAGUAAUUUACGGUUAUGGUUUUCUCGAACCUUUUUUUUUCUUGUUAGAUUGACGUAAUGUUCAUGUGUAGAUAUAUGAAAUUGUAUAAGACAUCUAUGUGAAUUUGAGAGAGACCAGUUUAGGAUAUAUAAACUUUUUGUUGUGAUUUGGUCAGGUUUGAUAGUGUUUGAUUGCCGAUUGUAAUAUGAAGUAUGUGAUUUUCUUUGUGUUGAAUUACAUGAAUUGUUAAUUUUUGAUUGUCUAAUUAUAUUUUAAUGUUUUUUCAUUUUUUAUAAGUAUGGAUUCGAGUUGCCAAAAUCGAAAAGAAUACUGAAACAGAAAUUCAGAAGAUAAACAACACAUGCAAACUGGCAAUUCCAAAGAUAGUGAAGACAACUUUUCGGGAUGAGUAUAAUAAAGUGAUGAAAGACUUUGAAUUAGUACAACACUAAAUUGCGGCUAUGAAAUCCAGAUUGGAUGGCUUUCUUGAGCUCCUUGUUCAGUUUUCAAAUCAUAAAGACAUGCUAAUAUUUUUGAAGGAUAAAAAUUCAAAGUAUAUUGUUUGUUACACCAUUAUAGCACUGGCGAUCUGCCUUCACAUGAAAGAACGAGACUAGUGUGAGACGUUGGCAUAUAAGUUCCGGUUUUUGUCCAUGGUAACCACUGGCUCUCUUUGUGCAUAAAUUUUGUUACUUAAAUAAUUGAAGUCUUUAAUUGUGCGGGAAUAUAUCAUAACAAGGACAUGAAACCAUUAACCAUCCUCAUCCUUUGGAUUGUCAAAGCUGUGCAGUCACCGACUAACAGAAUCAUUUUGAUAUUCUAGAUAUCACACUAUAUUUAGUCAUAUGUGUGUUGAUGCCCUUCCUAAACAAAACAAGAGCCGUAGUGAUUGGGGAGUGUAUACAUUGGAAUUCAUUGAGUUCCACUUUCUAAGCUUAAAUUUAUUUUUGGUGAACGGCGACAAAGUUCUUAAAGACCAAUAUAAGACUUCAUAUAAUCUAUAAAAAACAGCAAAUGAUCAUGUACUGACAUUAAAUAUGUCAAAAUACACAUCUCGUUUCUGGCGACAUUGUUCAAUGGCGCACACGAAAUCAGAGAUAGAGAUCCGAUUUAAGAUUAUUGAUGCUUGAAUAUGAGUUUGAUUACUAAUUAGAGGGAUUCGAGAUGAGAGAUAGAUGAAUGAGAUCAUGAAGAUCGUGGUUGGGGAAGGAAGUUUCGAAUUCGAAAAUGAGAGAUUGGGAAUUUAGGGUUAGCAAGUUGGGUCGGAUCGGGUUGAUGGGUUAUGGUGGUUGGGUUUGUAAAUAAACUGAAGUUCUUAGGUUUCAUGGUCUUUUUUUUCUAUUUUCGAAUUAUUUUUAAUUCAUUUUUUAAAUAGAAAAACAAGAGGUCCAUUCUAUAUUUUUUUUUACCCUUUCUGUUAUCGGAUUUCACUUUGCUAAGGCAAUUUUUUUGUUGUGUUUCAAUUUAAAAUCAACAGGUCCACCACAUGUCUCUUUCGUUUAACUUUGAUUUUGAGUUGUGUUAAUAAAACAUUGAUCUUCUAGAUUGUCUUUUGAAGUCAGCGCUCUGAAUUCUAUUAUUCUUCCCAGUCUACUUGUCAAUCGAAGAAUCUGCUGCGCGCUUUGGGGGGGUAAUUACGUGCUUGCUCCAACCGUAAUGGGACGGGGAUCCAAGUCCUCCGUGUUGGGCCUCAGUAUCUAUAAUAUCAUAUGUAAUGCGCAUUGGGCUUUUAAUGAAAUUCAGUUGACAAAAAAAAAAGAGUCCGAACAUUGUAACGUGACAUUCAAAUCCCGCAUAGAAAACAAACGCAUCACUAGAUUUGAAAAAGAUAUGGUUGUCUAUUGGGCAAAGGAACAUAUUCUCUUCCAUUACCCUUGUUCGAUUAUCGAUGUAGCUAGCUAGUUG
This is a messenger RNA of Brassica rapa (field mustard), 22015 nucleotides long. Its product is annotated as putative ubiquitin carboxyl-terminal hydrolase 11. Gene Ontology annotation, molecular function: cysteine-type deubiquitinase activity. Gene Ontology annotation, biological process: protein deubiquitination. Lineage: Eukaryota; Viridiplantae; Streptophyta; Magnoliopsida; Brassicales; Brassicaceae. The record is from RefSeq and is a predicted model, not a curated record.